This is a messenger RNA of Triticum dicoccoides, 373 nucleotides long. RefSeq lists its product as uncharacterized. Bases 23 to 373 code for a protein of 116 amino acids. The record is from RefSeq and is a predicted model, not a curated record. The transcript has 3 exons. Lineage: Eukaryota; Viridiplantae; Streptophyta; Magnoliopsida; Poales; Poaceae.
GAGCCGCGAAGGGGGUUCGAGGAUGAGAGCUGAGAAAUGGCUCAACACCUUUGUCCGCUUCAUUGUCUUGCUAGAGAGGGCGGGUAACGGAAUCGGCACCCUAGCAUUCAUCUGGGCGACGGUGGUCGUGCUCGGCGGCUUCUCAACCUACCUGGGCGCUGAUUUCUGGGUCGCCACUUUGAUAGUCUUCCUCGAGGGUUUCAGUCAAGGACAACUUCCAUGCUACAUUAUUCCUUUUCCACGAUGGAUGCACAUAUCAUCAUACCUCUCAACGGCUUUGCAAUGGUUAGAAGAAGACUUGUGUGCAUCCGAAAGCGCGGGUGGAAGUACUUCUCCGAAUAGGUUGGCUUUGGAUCAAAGUAGUCUCUCAUGA